This is a messenger RNA of Boleophthalmus pectinirostris (great blue-spotted mudskipper), 2931 nucleotides long. RefSeq names its product E3 ubiquitin-protein ligase RNF38-like. Lineage: Eukaryota; Metazoa; Chordata; Actinopteri; Gobiiformes; Gobiidae. The record is from RefSeq and is a predicted model, not a curated record.
CGCUGACACCGAGCGAACACAAGGCGCACACACAACCAUUCACAUCCACUCACACAAGCAGGGCUCACAAUAUUAUCGACACAUCCAAGUCUGAGCACAUCCGUAGAGAGCACGCUGAAGUGACAGAAAGCGUCUUCUGUUAGAGGAAACGAGAGGAAAACAGCAAUAAGAAACAGAGGAAAUCCCCCAAAAGGAAAUGCCAAUCGCAGCCGCUGGACAGCCCACGACUCAGGAGCCUCGCGUUUGCCCCCGGCUGCCCUCCACCCCAGAACCUGUCCCUAAAGGGGCUGAUUUAUUCGACGAGGCGGGGGCGGCGGAGUCUGCGGAGCGGACAGACUACGGGGGUGCAGAGGGCGGCUUUAGUUACAGCCACAGCGGUGCACGGAGCUUCAUACACCCCGGAUCCAGCAGCUCUCCGCCGCAGUCCCCGACCGCGUCCUCCUCCUCGUUUCUCUUCCACCCCCUUCACCCGCACCAAAUGGCUAUGGAGCCCCCAAGGACUCGAUCGCGUUCUCGCUCCGGAUAUUACCAGCAGUACAGUGUGAAUGGCAAUGGGAUUACCGGGAGUACGGUCAUGGGAUCCAACCACCACCAUCAGCAAGUCCAUCCGCAGCAGCUGCACCCGGCCGGCUGCGCACCACUUGGAGCCCACGGAAGCCAAACAGACCAGCACAGAGCCCCAGGAAGUAACUCCUCAGCCGGCAUCCAGAGGCUCCCCUCAGUAAAUGGCUCACACCGCAUUUCAGCACCAGGAGCUGCUGGCGGGUCGUACCACUGCCACCCCGACCAUGCGUAUGGAGAAGAAAGUGAUAAGAGUGAGGAAAGCCCCAGUCCGAAGCGCCAGAGGCUGUCCAGCCAGUCUGUCCUGGAGCAGCUCACCUCCUCUGCCCCACCACCAUCCACCCCAUCACCCCCCAUUCGCCCCUGGGAGUCAGGACCUGCCAACCGCCGACCACCUCAUCCCCAUACCCACUACCACCAGGAGCGAUGCCUCACCCCAGCGCGGCUCAGACGCAGCCCACCAGCGAGGCGCCAGCGUGGCCGUCUCUCCAGACCGUCUCGUCAUGUGCCUCCUCAUCACCACCCCACCACACCAGGGCCCGUCAGGCUAUCCUCUGACCUCCAGGACGAGAACUACCACAUCCCUCACCUCCCCACACACCAGACAUACCCUGCACAUGCCCCUAGUGCCUAUGGCCAGACCCCCUCUGCUGGGCCAGCGCCUGGGUCAGAGGAGCCUCGAGCCUUCCACCCCCCUGCCCUGUCCCCUCGACUGUUACACCCGGCUGCACACCACCACCACCACCAUAAUCAGCAGCAGCAUCAUGCCACACAGCAGCAAGGAGCCAUGCUUAUGGACCUACACGAACAACUCCAGCAGGGCAGUGUCCCCGUCUCGUAUACAGUGACCCCGGUGCCUCCUCAUGGGCUGGCGGCGCCUCUGUGCAGUGGGCAGCACCUCCCCCCUGCCUGCUCCUCUCAACAGCAGGUCCCUGCCUGCAGCACAGUGGUCUUCAGCACUGGACAGCAUUACCACCCGAUGCUUCAGACAUGUUCAAUGCAGCAUCUCCCAGUGCCCUAUGCUUUCCCCUCUCUGUUGUCCAGUGACCCUCAGUUUCUGCUGCCCCCUCCCCCUCACCUUGCCCACCAUCCUCCACACAUUCACGCCCCAGGACAGUUCCUGCCUUUCCAGACACAGCAACCACGAUCGCCUUUACAAAGAAUUGAAAAUGAGGUGGAGCUCCUGGGAGAGCAGCUGUCUGUUGGUGGAGGCUUUAGCUUCAGUCACCAUCGACAUCACCACCACCACCAGCCCCCCUCCGCCCUGCCCCCCUCUACCCCACUGCAGUUCCUGUCCCACCAUGAUCCGCUAUCACAGGAGCUCUUUACAAUGCCCUAUCCUCACUUCAUGCCUCGAAGAAUAGCAAGUCGUCGGUACCGCUCUCAACAAACUGUACCUCCAUCACCGUACCACCCUAGCUUCCUGCCUUAUUUCUUGUCUAUGCUUCCUGUGCCCCCAAAUGUAGCCCCCGCUAUAAGUUUGGAGCUGGAUGUGGAGGAUGGGGAGGUCGAAAACUAUGAGGCCUUGUUGAAUCUUGCUGAGCGUCUUGGAGAGGCCAAACCUCGAGGUCUAACAAAGGCAGACAUAGAACAGCUGCCGUCAUACAGGUUUAACCCCAACAACCACCAGUCUGAACAAACAAUGUGUGUGGUGUGCAUGUGUGACUUCGAAUCACGCCAGCUCCUGAGGGUUUUGCCUUGUAACCACGAGUUUCAUGCAAAGUGUGUGGACAAGUGGCUUAAGGCUAAUCGGACCUGUCCUAUUUGCCGAGCGGAUGCCUCUGAAGUCCAGCGGGAUUCGGAGUAACCUCGUAUCCCACCGUUUCUAUAACCUAAACUCCAAUGUGGAUGCACAAACCAAUCAGUGAACUGUAUUUUUAUGCUAACCUAUGGAGUGAACUUCUCCUACUUUCCGUGGACCAGUGCUUCUGAAUCCCAAACACCAGACUCCAAACUGUUAUUCCGGGACCGGUUUUUGGGGAAUCUUCUACUGACUGUGCUCAUUUUAGGCCUUUGAACUGUCGCCCUGUUACUCUGCCUUCUGCUACAAAUGGCCUUGAAACACUCUCACCGCCGCAGUGUCAUGUGUUGGUGGAUAUUUAAAGUUGUAUUUUUUAACUAAUUAAAAGCUCUUUUAAGAUGAUGUAACUUCCUCAGUCUGUUACCGUAUGGACAGGAAAAGAUUUUUGAAAGCUUAUUGUAUAGUUGUACUAACACCCCAGAGGGAGGAUUGACAGUCCAAAGAUUAUGAAUUUUUAUAACUAAGAUACCUUUAUUGUUAUUAAUCUGGUUGUUAAUACAGUGAGAAUUGUCAUAACAAACAGAAACUGUCCUUUUUACUAAACAUUAAAAUUUGAAUUUUGAAUCGAA